Molecule: messenger RNA, 294 nt
Organism: Colletotrichum paranaense
Lineage: Eukaryota; Fungi; Ascomycota; Sordariomycetes; Glomerellales; Glomerellaceae
Exons: 1
Coding region: 1-294 (97 amino acids)
Source: RefSeq, a predicted model, not a curated record
AUGCUGCGGGCAAAUUGGACUCUGCCACGUCGGAUCCGAACACGUCCCUCUCGCAUACGCAAUACCCGUGUUAUUCGACGUAUCCUCGAGCUUGCACAACCCGUUGCUCAAACACGCAUUCACGCUCCCGCAGCACAUGCUGACCUCGGCCUUGGGAUCGCACGGGACGUCCAGACUCUGCACGCCGCCGGGGAAGAAGCACAGGUUCGCCGCGGCCCGGGCGCAUGUUACGAAGCCGCUGCUGCUGAGCAGCGUGAGCAGCACCACCUUUGUCGUCGUCGUCUUCAUGUUUGA